Nymphaea colorata (pocket water lily) is the source of this 2133-nucleotide messenger RNA. RefSeq names its product dynamin-related protein 5A. The transcript is spliced from 16 exons. The record is from RefSeq and is a predicted model, not a curated record. Gene Ontology annotation, molecular function: GTPase activity; microtubule binding; GTP binding. Gene Ontology annotation, cellular component: microtubule; cytoplasm; membrane. Lineage: Eukaryota; Viridiplantae; Streptophyta; Magnoliopsida; Nymphaeales; Nymphaeaceae. The coding region runs from base 218 to 2047 and encodes 609 amino acids.
GAGAGGAGGGAGAAAGGAAGAGAGAGAAGAAGGCCGGCUAUUUCUGACGAAGCGGUCUCAUUUCUCUCUCCCUUCCGCCUGACUUCCAAAUCCGAACUCUCCGUCUCUUUCUCUCCCGUCGGAUCGGCGCGCCAUAUACACACUUUUCCGCCAAUCCCUCCAUCGGAAUCUGCACGCCCUUUAUUCUACUCACCUCAGGGAGAGAGAGAGAGACGAUAUGGAGAGUUUGAUCUCCUUAGUCAACAAGCUACAGAGGGCUUGUACUGCCCUAGGAGAUCACGGGGACGAGAGCGCGUUACCGACCCUCUGGGACUCGUUGCCGGCAAUAGCAGUUGUCGGAGGCCAGAGUUCUGGUAAGUCUUCAGUGUUGGAGAGCAUUGUUGGGAAGGACUUCUUACCACGUGGAUCUGGAAUUGUUACUAGGAGACCUCUUGUGCUGCAGCUCCAUAAGAUUGAAGAUGGAAGGGAAUAUGCAGAAUUUCUUCACCUCCCAAGGAAGAAGUUUACAGAUUUUGGUCUUGUGAGGAAGGAGAUUGCAGAUGAAACUGAUAGAGAAACCGGGCGUUCUAAGCAGAUCUCUCCUGUUCCAAUUCAUCUUAGUAUUUAUUCUCCUAAUGUUGUUAACUUGACAUUGAUUGAUCUUCCUGGACUUACAAAGGUUGCCGUUGAGGGCCAACCUGAUAGCAUUGUGAUAGACAUUGAAAACAUGGUCCGGUCAUACAUUGAGAAGCCAAAUUGUAUAAUUUUGGCAAUUUCUCCAGCAAACCAAGAUCUUGCCACCUCUGAUGCAAUUAAGAUUUCACGAGAAGUUGAUCCAAAAGGAGAAAGGACAUUUGGGGUGCUGACAAAAAUUGAUCUGAUGGACAAAGGGACUGAUGCAGUUGAUAUAUUAGAAGGCAAAUCAUACAGGCUGCAGUAUCCAUGGAUUGGUGUUGUUAAUCGAUCUCAAGCUGAUAUUAACAAAAACGUUGACAUGAUUGCUGCACGGCGUAGAGAGCGAGAAUAUUUUGCCAAUACUCCUGAAUACAGGCAUCUGGCUCAUAGAAUGGGUUCUGAACAUUUAGCAAAGAUGAUGUCAAAGCACCUGGAAAAUGUUAUCAAGUCUCGCAUCCCUGGUAUUCAGUCUCUUAUUAAUAAGAGUAUUGUGGAGCUGGAAGCAGAGCUAGCUCGUCUUGGAAAGCCAGUUGCUGCAGAUGCUGGUGGAAAACUGUAUAUGAUUAUGGAGAUCUGCCGUGCCUUUGACCAGAUAUACAGGGAACAUCUUGAUGGAGUGCGUCCUGGUGGUGAUAAAGUUUACAAUGUUUUCGACAAUCAGCUUCCUGCUGCACUGAAAAGAUUGCAAUUUGAUAAGCAACUCUCCAUGGAGAAUGUGAGGAAGAUUAUCACUGAAGCUGAUGGUUACCAACCACAUCUAAUUGCUCCUGAACAAGGAUAUCGUCGACUAAUUGAAUCUUCAUUGACAAGUAUUAGAGGUCCUGCAGAAGCUUGUGUUGAUGCGGUCCAUGCAAUAUUAAAGGAAUUGGUUCACAAGGCUAUCAGUGAGACAAUGGAACUAAAACAAUAUCCUACACUGCGCGUGGAAGUAGGAAAUGCUGCUUUUGAUCAAUUGGACAGAUUGCGUGAAGAAAGCCGAAAAGCAACUCUUAAACUAGUUGACAUGGAGUCCAGUUAUCUGACAGUUGAUUUCUUCCGGAAGCUUCCGCAAGAUGUAGAGAAGGGUGGAAAUCCAACACAUUCUAUCUUUGACAGAUACAAUGAUUCCUAUCUCAGACGCAUUGGGUCAACUGUGCUGUCUUAUGUGAACAUGGUAUGCGCUGGCCUGCGCAACUCCAUUCCCAAGUCUAUUGUCUAUUGCCAGGUCCGUGAAGCAAAACGCUCACUGCUUGACCAUUUCUUCACCGAACUUGGUUCCAGAGAUCAAAAGCAACUUGGGAAGCUGUUAGAUGAAGACCCAGCAAUUAUGGAGCGUCGUACAUCUCUUGCUAAAAGGCUGGAGCUUUAUCGGAGUGCUCAAGCAGAGAUUGAUGGUGUUGCUUGGGCCAAGUAGGCAGAUAUAGAAGCGAUUUGGCUGCUGCUGUUGCUGCUGUUUUUUUUUUUAUUUUGAAAGGGGGAAAGAGAGGGUUGGGGGUGGGG